This is a messenger RNA of Anopheles moucheti, 1072 nucleotides long. Its product is annotated as fatty acid hydroxylase domain-containing protein 2-like. The record is from RefSeq and is a predicted model, not a curated record. NCBI's taxonomy places the organism in Eukaryota, Metazoa, Arthropoda, Insecta, Diptera, Culicidae. Gene Ontology annotation, molecular function: C-4 methylsterol oxidase activity. The transcript is spliced from 2 exons. Gene Ontology annotation, biological process: sterol biosynthetic process. Bases 267 to 590 code for a protein of 107 amino acids.
GAAUCGCACGAUCUGCGGCGGGUGAUGAAGACAAUCUUGUGCAAUCAAACGGUGAUGGGUGUCCCGAUAACGUUUGCUGGCUAUUAUAGAACAUUCCGUGGUUCGGUGCCGGAAGUGGGUGUGAUCUUGCGCGAUCUGGUCGUGUGUGUGUCUUCUAUGCCGAGAUUGGAUUUUACUACGUGUAUCGACUCUUGCACCUCAAGCCACUGUACAAACUGGUCCAUAAAAAGCACCACGAAUGGACGACACCGUUUGCUUGGACCGCUAUGUACUGCCAUCCGAUCGGACACAUCAUCAGCAACAUGAUCCCGUCAAUGAUCGGCAUACAGCUCAUGAAGGCACACAUCUUCACCACUGCCAUCUGGUUUCCGUUGGUAAUCUUUAACACGAUUCGGGAUCAUUGUGGCUACCAUUUGGCGUUCUUUCCCAGCCCCGAGGACCACGAUUAUCAUCACGCGAAAUUUACUGAGUGCUUCGGAACGUUCGGGUAUCUCGAUUGGUUGCACGGGACGGACACACAGUUCCGGAAGUCAAAGCAGCACCAGCGUCAUCGUGCACUUUGGGGCAUUAAAUCGGCCCUAGAAUUGUAAACGGAUAGUUAAUCCGAAGCCACCUGUUUGCCAUCCAAAGCUUACGAGUGAGGGUGGUAAGGAAUACCUCGUUCCAAAACAUUCAUCGUUGUUUCGUCUUUCUAGCUGUUCUAUUUAAUUACAAACUCAUGUAUUCAAUAACAUGAAACAUAGAAACAAUUCGGCAUUUUACUUGGACCUUUUCUCUACUCAUUUGCUAAACAUGGAUAAUAAACUCAUUUCCGAUUUUUUGGUGUAUACAUUGUAAUUUUAAACAAGCAGUAAGUAUUUAAUUUUCAUUUAUUUCAAACGUUACCGCGUAAGUUUUCAACCAGCAUACCCGGGUAUUUCAUACAUUUUGUAUGGAGCAUGACGUUCCUCUUCUGCUUCUUUUCUUAUUGUACAUAGUUUCGAGUCAAAUUCAAUGGAUUUAAAAUUUAAAAAGGAAUCGUUAGUUUUAUCAUAACAUAAAAAAGAUAAUGAAUGAAUCGAAUAAAUUUUAG